AUGGCCUCCGUCUCCGAGCUCGCCUGUAUUUACUCGGCCCUCAUCCUCUACGAUGACGAGAUCACCAUCACGGAAGACAAGAUCAUCGCUCUGAUCAAAGCUGCAGGAGUCAGUGUGGAGCCUUUCUGGCCCAGCCUGUUUGCCAAGGCUCUCUCCAAUGUGAACAUUGGCGGUCUGAUCUGCAAUGUGGGAGCCGGUGGUGGAGCCCCUGCUGCUGGUGCUGCCCCUGCCGCUCCUGCAGCUGGUGGUGGAGCUGCUCCAGCUGAAGAGAAGAAAAAGGAGGAAGAGAAGAAGGAAGAGUCUGAGGAGUCUGAUGACGACAUGGGCUUCGGUCUCUUCGACUAA
Staurois parvus is the source of this 345-nucleotide messenger RNA. NCBI's taxonomy places the organism in Eukaryota, Metazoa, Chordata, Amphibia, Anura, Ranidae. The record is from the annotation of a GenBank genome assembly.